Molecule: messenger RNA, 1458 nt
Organism: Tilletiaria anomala UBC 951
Lineage: Eukaryota; Fungi; Basidiomycota; Exobasidiomycetes; Georgefischeriales; Tilletiariaceae
Exons: 3
Coding region: 108-1187 (359 amino acids)
Source: RefSeq, a predicted model, not a curated record
GCUGCGAUGACUUGGCAAGCAGCGCCUACGAAGUGCUUAUUUAAAGAAGGCCAAUCUCCCCCGUGCCUCUUCCCCCCCCCCGCCAUCCCUCCCGCUCCACAUCCGACAUGACACCAGCACCCAUCCUCAUCAGGCCCGACGCCGACUCGGUGGACAACAAUGGCUUUGUCUGGCGCCACGGCUCUGCCGCGGCUGCAGACUUUUCCCUCUGGCUCAACCCAGUCCCAGAGCUGUCUCGCAAGCGCGCUGGCGGCGGCGGCGGUGGCGGUGGCGGCGGUCGCAGCAGCUCCAGCUCCAGCCCCAGCUUCAGCGGUGGCAGGUCCAGUAGCGGGACGACAUCCUCGAGCAGCUCCUCUUCCUCUUCUUUCGGCACGAGUGCCAACAGCGUCAAGGGCUUCACGCCUGGCACCGUCUCGGGCGGCGCAGGCGUGUACGGCUCCUCGGCCGCACGCGGCAUCGCCAACCCGUACACCAUCUCCUCUGGCUCCUUUGCCGGACGCACAGCCGGCGGCGGAACACGCAACGGCGUCUACGGCAGCUCCUCCUACGGAUCCGGAUACACUACCGUCGCCGCCGGCGCCGGCGCUGGCGCCCUCGUUGGCGGCGCCGUCGGCGCCAGGGGGUUCCCGUUUAUCUAUUGGCCAGUCUACUACCCGUACGCGCCAUACUACUACGGCUCGCACAUCUACGGCCCAGAGAACAACAGCAGCCGCCCGGGCGGCAGCAUGACGCUCUACGUCCUGCAGGCCCCCAACGGCGUCAAUCAGUCCGCCAACAACUUUGCGUUGUAUGGCGACGCGAACAGCGUUGCUGACGUCUGGGACAGCGUCAAGCCCAUCUGCGGCGUCGGCCCCGCGCUGCAAGCCAACUUCACUGUGUCACCCAACAACACCGUCCAGUACUACCGCGCCAGCAGCUUCGCCCUCCUCCUCCAGGACUACAGCAGCAACCUCCCUAACAUCACCACCGAUGCCGCAGGUGCCUCGUCCGACAACGUCACGCAGCCCCCCGCCCCGCUGCCGUCUGGCGUCGAUGCGACGUACCUCGACUGCCUCAACUCGACCAUCGGCACCUUCGUCCCGCUGCUCGACACGGCCGUCUCCAACGAAGCCGCGAGCCUCAUCGGCGCGGCGGGCUUCGCGCCGGUAAUCGCCCUGCUCGUCGCGAUGCUCUCAUAUGUUUCUUGAGCGCGUCAGCGCGCGCACCCGCUGCUUUAUAUGUACUCGUAUACCUCCCGCGGUCUGUCUUUAAUGUACACUACGCCCACGUCACGACCUCGCACAGCGCAACGACACCGACACAGGUGCCAACUCGGCCCCUCUGAUAUUUGCAUUCCGCGCAUACCCCCACGCGCUCGGCGCUAGCAUGUUACCACUAGCAUUCUGUACCGGAAUCGCACAUCUUGAGCUUGGAAAGCUGUAGGCUACUAUACAACACUGAACGGAAGGAGAAAAUAAG